AUUCUCUUAACCGGCUUGCAUACCUGCCUUAUUACUCGUGUAUCCAAUAAUGUGCAAAGUUUUGCAAAAAUAAAACAAAACAUAACCUAAAAUUAGUGUUUACAUUUUUAUUACGAAAUGUUUCUUUGUAAAAACUUCCUUGGACAAGCGAAUAUAUGGAGGAAAUUGUUGAUAAAUCAUGCUGCUUCGAAUAUAGUGCCGUCUUUUAGUAAUCACAGCGGCUUAGCCGUAUGUAUACAAAACAGAUGUCUGUUCAGUCACAGAAAUGAAAGAAUCGCAUACCAAAUUAGAAAUAUAACACCUCUACACAGAAAAUGGAGUUCAAGAGGCUUAUUAGAUGGUGAUGUUGGGGAUUUAUUGACUGUUCAGCAUGAUAAAGUGCAGAAGAAAAUCACAGAUCUGUUUCCGCUACCAAGAGUAACAUUGAAUGAGCUAACAAGUAAGACACCGGAUCCAAUAUUUGAUAUACAUUACAAACAAAACACUGUUGCACCCAAAGGAAGAAAGAAAGUUGUUCAGAACAAUGACUGGACCUGCACUUAUACAUUUGUUUGGCCCGAGAAGAAGAAGUUUGAAUGCACAGCCUUAUCGAAACGAAAAGCAGCGGAGAAGGCAGCGACUCAAGCCAUACACUGGUUGUUUGUGAACAAACGAAUUGAUACCAAAGGAUGUCCGAUAUAUGAUAAGAAUGUUCUAGAAGAUAUCAAGAACAAGUUAAACGACCCUCUAGAAGCAGCCAUUAGUGACAGCUCCAUAAAUAAAAUUGAGAAGAUAUGGAAUGAAUAUGAGAGUGGUAUAAAGGACAUUUACGAAGCUACAUUCAAGGAAUCCAGAGAAAAGAUGAUAGAAAUGCCAGCCGUUGUAACCAAAGAUUCUACGAUAGAUGAAGACGAUUUCUCAGAAGAUGAUAGUGAUCAAGUCGAAUUAGAGGAUAAUUCAGAAUUGAAACACCACGUACAUCCAGUGUACGGCAAGAACGUUCCACCAGCCUCAAAAACUUCUCUGGAGAGAAGGGACCGCGCCCUCAGUCGCAAGUUCAAAGAAUAUGAUGAAAAUCUCACUCCGUUACCCAUUGAUGAAUAUCGAGACCAAAUAAUAUCGACGUUGGAACAGAACAGGGUGACCGUUAUUGUUGGUGCUGCUGGUUGCGGGAAAUCGACCCGCGCUCCCGCCGCCAUAUUGCGGCAUUGUGGCGCGAAUACUAGCGCCAUAGUGUCGGAGCCACGACGUGUAGCGGCUAUAGGACUAGCUGAGAGGGUAGCUAGUGAGUUGGGUGAAGAGGUAGGAGAAUCAAUUGGCUAUCAAGUCAGACUGCACUCGAAACCUCCGAAGCCACCUGGAGGGUCGAUCCUGUACUGCACUUCAGGAGUCCUACUAAGAAGAUUGCAGUCCAACCCAGGUUUGGAAGGUUGCACCCACGUGAUAAUAGACGAAGCCCACGAGCGUGACGUCAACACUGAUGUCACGCUGCUACUGCUGAAGCGGGCGUUAGACAUUAAUCCGGAGCUCAAAGUGGUCAUCAUGAGCGCCACCCUCGACAUAGGAGUUUUUACCAAAUAUUUCAACCAAUGUCCAAUAGUAGAAGUACCAGGCCGCACGUUUCCUGUGGAAGUAUCGUAUUUAGAAGAUAUACAAAAGAGGUUUGGUCUAACCUUACCUUACACAGCUGAGAUGUGUAACAAGGUCGAUAUGAGACCCCAAGUCAAAUGUCAAGAGAUAGCAGAAUUGAUUAAAGCAGUGGACAAGAAAGAGAAGGAAGGCGCUAUACUAGUAUUCCUCCCGGGCUGGUCUGAGAUUAAAAUGACAAGACAAUUAUUGGAGGAACACUACGGACAGUCUUCCAUGCAUAUGAUAUUGCCUGUACAUUCUAGACUAUCAACGACAGACCAAGCGAAAAUGUUUGCGACGCCCUCUCCUGGUAUACGGAAAAUAGUUCUAGCCACGAAUGUAGCGGAAACAUCGAUCACUAUACCUGAUGUAGUCUACGUUAUUGAUAGCGGAGCUCAUAAGGAAAAUAGAAUCAGAGAUGGUACCGGUACAGCAAGCUUAGAAACAGUUUGGGUGUCUUUAGCUGGUGCUAAACAAAGGGCGGGUCGAGCUGGAAGAGUACAACCAGGUCACUGUUACAGAAUGUAUAGCAAAGAAAAAGAGGCUGAAUUCGUUCCACACACUACGCCAGAGAUAUUAAGAAUACCCCUAGUGCAAACAGUAUUAGAUUGUAAAUCGUACGCUCCGAACGAGAAGAUCGCUAGUUUCCUAUCACAACUCCCGGAACCGCCUUCCGAUAAAUCUAUACGGUUUGCAGUUAACGAUCUCGUGGAAUUGGGAGCCCUAACCUCCUCGGAACGGUUAACACGACUAGGUACGAUCCUGUCGUCUGUGUCCCUCCACCCCCGACUAGCUCUGAGCGUGCUGCAGUCUGCAAUACUUGGCAACGUGGUGGCCGCUACAUACAUGGCGGCCCAUUGCUCGACGCAUACCGAGCUGUUCUGCAACGCGGCGGAUAGAAGGGAUGAAAUUCGCGAGAUAAAACGCAGUUACAGUCCGACAUCAGACUACGGCGCCCUCUACUGGAUACAAGAAGAGUUCGACAGAAUAUCACAGGAAGGUGACAGGGAAUCUUCUGAUAAAUACUGCGAGAAGUACGGCCUAAGAGGGGACCGACUGGCGUAUAUUAGAUCCCUCGCCUACCUCCAUUUGGAACAGAUUCUCAACACCUCCAUAAUAGCACCCACAACAGAAGCAGAAGAACUGAACCGCUUCUCCGACAUAGAAGAGUUGCUAUGUGCCACACUGAUCUCUGGUGCCGACGCGCUACUUACAACGAAGAAGCAAGUCAAGACUAAAGGGAAAUUGAAGACUGUUGUUGAUGUUGUUACUAGUACAGGCGACCGUGCUCACAUAGGAACAGAAAGCGUGAACUACAAUAUAUCCAAACAGUCUCCUUCGCGAACGCAUUUGCUGGCGUACUUUGGAGGCACCCAUUCUGUAGAGAGACGGGCUCUGGUCGUAUAUAGAACUUGCUUGGUACCACCUCAUACGCCUCUACUGUUCUGCAUCGGAGAUAUUCGUAAGGAAGAAAACGGAGACAUCACUCUGCUGACCUUGCCCAAGCAUCAUCUACAGAUUCGAGUUCCAACCAGCCAAGCUGAAAGCCUGUUAAAACUGCGAGAAAUGCUCUGGAAGACAUUCAAAUACCACAUAGAGAGAGACAUACAAACUCUCGACUAUAACGACAACGAAAUAACGUCUAAAUUCAAAGUGCGGCUUGUCAAAACUAUUGGGAGAGUUCUCGUAGAAGCUCAUAGGCAAUAUAUUGAGGGAAAAUCUAUGUUCGACGAGAUUGGAGAUGUUGAAAAUAGAUAAAAAUAAAAUUAAAAUACAUUUUCUGGUUUUAUUUUUCUUAUCAAAGGCUUUCUUUAUCUGUUAUCGUGAUCAUCA
Spodoptera exigua (beet armyworm) is the source of this 3441-nucleotide messenger RNA. Lineage: Eukaryota; Metazoa; Arthropoda; Insecta; Lepidoptera; Noctuidae. The record is from the annotation of a GenBank genome assembly.